Molecule: messenger RNA, 937 nt
Organism: Strongylocentrotus purpuratus (purple sea urchin)
Lineage: Eukaryota; Metazoa; Echinodermata; Echinoidea; Camarodonta; Strongylocentrotidae
Gene: rnasek
Product: ribonuclease kappa
Exons: 2
Coding region: 149-430 (93 amino acids)
Molecular function (GO): RNA endonuclease activity
Source: RefSeq, a predicted model, not a curated record
CACUCCGAUAAUCACGUUCACUAUCGGAUCACAUGACAGCAAAGGGCCAGCGCAAACGUCCUUACUUAUGCGGCUAAAUUCACUAUUUCUCGUUGAUUUUAUCAUACUUUGACAUUUUCGUUCACAAGGGAGUAGUAUUUUAGCCAAAAUGGUGAAGAUCUGUGGACCAAAAUGCUCGACAUGUUGCUCUUUGCUGAGUAUAUGGGGUGUAGUAAUGCUGCUUCUUAUGGGGGUCUUCUUCAGGAUAAAUGCCUUGGCUUUCAUUGAAGACGUCAACCUCAAGGAGGACUUCGACCAGGAUGACUUGGAUGCGGCCUACACAAGUGUCUCAAAUAAUUGCUUCAUCGCUGCGGGGAUUUACCUUCUCUUUGCCGGCUUUUCCAUCUACCAAUAUUCAGUCAACAAGAGGUUGCAGUAUCAGGUGGAUUAAAGAUUCAGUUUGUGAUUGAUUGAUUGAUGUACUAUCCUAUCAUCAACCCUCUAUCAAGAUGGAUUGGACCCUAUCCAAACUGCCAAUAAGCCAUUACCAACUCUGCAACCAACAGGGACAUCCGUCUAUUAAAGUAGCCAGCUUCAAAUAAAUCCGUCUUCGUGGCCACCUCUAUUUAAAGCCCCUCUGUAGUAGUCUGGCCAGGGGAAUUAGACCUCCCUGCAAGGUCACUGACAGGUGGUUAUCUCAUCAAAUCAGCUCGCAAUCAACAUGGUUAAAUGUCAUCCUCUAUGAAGAACAUCAUGGUUCAUGGUUCUAGGCUUCCAAGAAAAAUAGCAUUCUACCAAGUUGACAAAAAUUGUUAUUGAGACAACCAAAGCAAAAACAAUAUCAUAUAAACCAACAUCUCAAACAAUUAACUCUGCAUACGUCGAAUCUAUACUAACCACCACAAAAAAAAUCGACUUGGAAAGAGUAAUUAAGACAUAUUUUGGAUAGUUAGGAUUU